AGCUCUCCAACCAAUAGAAGCCCCUUGGGACAGCAGAGCUCACAAGCCUCUGGGACAAGAGCCAGAAAGAAACCAGACCGAAGGCACCUUGCAUCAACAUGACUUCCAAGCUGGCUGUUGCUCUCUUGGCAGUUUUCCUGCUUUCUGCAGUUCUGUGUGAAGCUGCAGUUUUGUCAAGAGUGAGUUCAGAACUCCGAUGCCAGUGCAUUAAAACCCACUCCACGCCUUUCCAUCCCAAAUAUAUCAAAGAACUGAGAGUGAUUGACAGUGGUCCACAUUGUGAAAACUCAGAAAUCAUUGUAAAGCUUGUGAAUGGAAAAGAGGUGUGCCUGGACCCCAAGGAAAGCUGGGUACAGAGAAUUGUGCAGAUAUUUUUGAAGAGGGCUGAGAAACAGGAAUCGUGAAACAAACAAGCAUUCUCUGUGGUUUCCAAGAAUUCCUCAGUAAAGAUGUCAAUGAGACGUCAUAUAAAUCUACUUCAGCACUUCAUGUUCCAUGUGGGUCUGGUGUAGGGUUGUCAGAUAAAAUACAGUAUGCCCAGUUAGAUUUGAAUAUUAAGUAAAACAAUGAAUAGGGUUUUUUUUUUUUUGAUGU
This is a messenger RNA of Lontra canadensis (Northern American river otter), 594 nucleotides long. RefSeq names its product C-X-C motif chemokine ligand 8 (gene CXCL8). The record is from RefSeq and is a predicted model, not a curated record. Bases 99 to 404 code for a protein of 101 amino acids. Gene Ontology annotation, biological process: chemokine-mediated signaling pathway; antimicrobial humoral immune response mediated by antimicrobial peptide; cellular response to lipopolysaccharide. Gene Ontology annotation, molecular function: CXCR chemokine receptor binding; chemokine activity. Gene Ontology annotation, cellular component: extracellular region. NCBI's taxonomy places the organism in Eukaryota, Metazoa, Chordata, Mammalia, Carnivora, Mustelidae. The transcript is spliced from 4 exons.